AUGGACGAGAAGCUUUAUGAUUCAUUCUAAAAAAUAUUGAUAGAAAAUUAAAAUUUGAAGAUACAAAAUAUAAUAUAAGGAUAAGUAAGAGUAAUUCAAUAAAACACUUAAUCAUAAGUUUUUAAAAAUAACAUUAUUUGA
Molecule: messenger RNA, 141 nt
Organism: Paramecium sonneborni
Lineage: Eukaryota; Ciliophora; Oligohymenophorea; Peniculida; Parameciidae
Source: the annotation of a GenBank genome assembly